Porites evermanni is the source of this 3488-nucleotide messenger RNA. The record is from the annotation of a GenBank genome assembly. Lineage: Eukaryota; Metazoa; Cnidaria; Anthozoa; Scleractinia; Poritidae.
AUGUGUCGUAAACCAAAAAUACUACCAGUUAUAUUUCAUAAUCUUCAAGGUUAUGAUUCUCACUUAUUUAUAAAACAAAUUGCUAGAUUAGAAGGAGAUUUAAAUUGUAUUCCAUCUACGGAAGAAAAAUAUAUUUCUUUUUCAAAAAGUAUUAAAGUUGGAGAGUAUUAUUGCUCAAAACUUGGAAAAAUGUGCCCAAUAAAUUUUGAAAUACGAUUUUUAGAUUCAUUCAAGUUUCUUCAAACAUCACUUGCCAAUCUUGUUUCAAAUUUAUCAGCAGAUGAUUUUCAUAAUACAAAUCAUGUAUUCAAGAAAAAUGUAGAUCUACUAACUCGUAAGGGAGUUUAUCCUUAUGAUUAUGUUUCAUCACUUGAUAAAUUAUCAGAAACAUGUUUACCACCCAAAAAGGAGUUCUACUCCCAACUUUAUGACGAAGAUAUUAGUGAUGAUGAUUACCAACAUGCGAUUAAAGUCUGGAAUACAUUUGAAUGUAAAACAAUAAGAGAUUAUCACGAUCUUUAUCUGAAAUCUGAUGUUCUACUUCUAACAGAUGUAUUUGAAAACUUUAGAAAAACUUGUCUCCGCCAUUACAGCCUAGAUCCAGUUCACUAUUUAACAUCCCCAAGUCUAGCUUGGGAUGCAUGUCUAAAAGAAACAGGUCAGCAAUUAGAGUUACUACAUGAUUAUGAUAUGUUAAUGAUGUUUGAGCGUGGUAUUCGUGGUGGUAUAACACACAUAUCAAAAAGAUAUGCGGAAGCGAAUAACAAAUAUAUGAAAGAUUACAAUCCUGGAAAGGAGUCAACAUUUAUUCAAUAUCUCGACGCAAAUAAUCUUUACGGUUGGGCAAUGUCUCAACAACUCCCAACACAUGGAUUUAAAUGGAUGAAAGAUAUAACAUUAGAAAAGGUAGAUGAAAUACUAGAGAAAGCAAAUCAUAGUAUGUCAAAUCUUGGGAGUAAAGGUUAUAUAUUUGAAGUUGAUUUAGAGUAUCCACCUCACCUAUGGGAAAAACAUAAUGGUUAUCCUCUAGCACCAGAGAAGAUGAUUGUUAAUGGUGUUGAAAAGUUAAUUAGUCAUUUUAAACCCCGAAAGAAUUAUGUUGUGCAUUAUCGCACUCUUAGACAAUGUCUUGAGUUGGGUAUGAGAAUAACGGCUGUUCAUAGAGGAAUUUCAUUUUAUCAGUCUACUUGGAUGGAGCCAUAUAUCAGAAAAAAUACUGAACUUAGAAAGACAGCAGCCAACAAUUUUGAGAAAGACUUUUUCAAAUUAAUGAAUAACAGUGUCUUUGGAAAAACAAUAGAAAAUAUAAGGAAGCGACAAAAUAUACAUCUUAUAGAUAAUCGUAAGAAAGCUGUCAAACUAUCAAGUAAACCCAACUUUGAUAGAUGUACAAUAUUUGAUCGCAAUCUUAUUGCUAUUCAUAUGCUAAAGACAGAGGUUUAUUUUAACAAACCAGUUUAUGUUGGUCAAGCAAUUCUAGAUUUAUCAAAAACACUAAUGUUCAAUUUUCAUUUCACAUACAUUAAAAAGAAAUAUGGUAAAAAAGCAGAAUUAUUGUUUACAGAUACGGAUAGUCUAAUGUAUGAGAUUAAAACAAAAGAUUUUUAUCUUGAUAUAUCCCCUGAUGUAAGAGGUAAGUUUGAUACUUCUGAUUAUCCUCUCGUUCAUCCUUCUGGGAUAAGUACAGGAGUUAAUAAAAAAGUGAUUGGAAUGUUUAAAGAUGAAGUUGCAGGAAAACAGAUAACACAUUUUGUUGGAUUGCGUCCCAAACUUUAUAGUUUUAAAAUUGAAGAGGAUAGGGAAGUAAGAAAGUGUAAAGGAAUAAAGAAAAAUGUUGUGAAAAAGAAAUUAGAUUUUGAUGAUUAUGUUAAAUGUCUAUUUUUAGGUGAGAAAGAAAUGAGAAGUAUGAAAAUAAUAAGAAGUGAAAAACAUGAUAUAUAUUCAAAAGAAGUUAACAAAAUAGCGUUAAGUAAUGAAGAUGAUAAAAGAGAGGUACUCAAAGAUAAUAUUCAUACUUUAGCUUUUAGAUAAAAAAAAAAUAAUUUAAAAGUAGUAAAGUAUUAAAUAAUAAAUGACUUAUACAGAGGAGGAAAUAAAAAAAUAUUUAGAUAUACUUCAUAAUUAUAAAAAACCUAUUCAACCAGUUAGUAAAAAAGCACAAUGUUCAAAUUGCCCAAAUAAUGAAUUUUUUACAAUAGAUUAUGGCCUCAAAAUUUGUGAAAAAUGUGGUGCAGACAACGGUCAUGUAUUAGGAUUAUUUGAUGUAAAAGAUUUGGAUAGACUACAUUAUAGAAAAAAGAGUAUUUACCAUAGGAAAUACCACUAUGAAAAAAAGGUAAAUGAAAUUUCUAAAAGAAUAAACCUAACUGAUGAAGAAAAAUGUGAACUUUACGAUAAUCUAACAAAAAUAGAUAAUCAUAUCAUGGAAAUACUAAACAAGCAAUACUUAAGAAAGAGAAUGAUAAAUAUUAAUUAUUUAACUAAAAAAAUUUUGGAGGAGAUGGGUUGUGAAAAGUAUAAACUUAUUGUAUUUAAGAUUAGUCCUCAAACUUUAGAGAUUUAUGAAAAAUGGUGGGAUAGUUAUAAAAAGUUAAAUAAUUAGUUUUGAGAGGGAGACGUUGUGAAAUUUUGUAUAAAGAUUAAAAUAAAUGUGUAACCAAGUUGUUGGAACAUCUGAAUUGUUUAAUGAUGGUAGUAAUCUAAGUGAUAAAGUAAUUUAUUAUUAUUACGAAUUUCCUGAUGGACAAGUAUUUGAAGGUCGCAUUAGGUAUGGAACAUUAGAAUCAAGAGAUGCUGACCACCGAAGGUGUAGUCUUAGUCCUGUUUACGACCAUUUAAAAAGAUUUCCAGAUACAAAACCAAAAUUAUUGACUAAUGAUACUCAUUACAAAACAGAAAAUAUUAUUUAUCUAUAUAAAAAAUAAAAAAAAAUGCGUAUACAAAUUAAUCCUAGAUCGUUGUUAAAUCUAGAACAUAUAUGUGAAGUUUUAUACAAACUUCAUCCAUCUGUUUUAGAUUACUUGGUUGAAAUGGAAAGAUCUUUAGGUGAUAUAUUUGGAUUUAUUGACAUUAACAAUCCAUCACUAAAAGAAAGAGAAUUCUUAGCUAGUAUUGUUGAGGAAGUAGAUUACUUAAAAGAACCUGAGGAACCUGAGGAGUUGAAAAAAGACCAGAGUACUCAUUUUCAUAAUCUAAGAAGAUAUAUUCAACUAGAUACUGAUGAAUAUAUUCCUAUGAAAUUUUAUGUUGAAGUUGAAGAUCCUGUAAUAGGAAAAAAACUAAAAGAAUUGGUUGAGGCACUUGAAAAAACUCAUGCUCCAGAACAAUUUUAUUUAAAUAAACAAGAAAUAGAUGAAGAUGCAUAUUUUGCUGAAGGGUAUAAACUUAAAAUGAAUGAGGAACAGAAAAAACAAUUGGAAGAAUUUAUUGAUGGAGAAGAUGUUAAAUCACUUGAAAAACUUUUAAGAGAGAAAAAGUUAUAUCCUUAA